AUGGCGCUUUCCAGAGGGGGCUAUGGCGGCCUGGGAGGCCUUGGCUCGAGCGUUCGAGGUGGAGUAUCGUCUCGUGGUGGCCAGUCCGGCCGGAAGAAGUUGGACACUCGACAGGGCCUGGAUGAUGAACAGAAGGAGGAGAUUCGCGAGGCCUUCAGCCUCUUCGACACGGAACGCUCCGGGGCCAUCGACGCACGCGAGCUCAAGGCGGCUCUCAGAGCAUUGGGAUUUGAAGUGAAGAAAGAAGAUGUUAGAAAGAUGUUGGCUGACAUCGGCAAGGACCCAUCUCAGCCCAUCAACUUUGACGAGUUCUGUGAAAUGAUGAAGGGCAGGAUGCCAGACAAGAACUCCAGAGCAGAGAUUGACAAGGUCUUCGCGCUCUUCGACGAAGACGACAAGGGAAAGAUCUCCUUUCGCAACCUGAAGCGCAUCGCACAGGAGCUGGGCGAGAGCUUGACAGACGAAGAGUUGCAGGAAAUGAUCGAAGAGGCAGACCGCGACGGGGACGGCCUCAUCAACCCUGACGAGUUCUAUCGGGUCAUGAGAAAGUCAGAUGACCAAGCCUCCAGUCGAAGUUGGGGCGGCAUGUUUGCAUGGCUGGUGGGCUUCGAGGAAUGCGUUUGUCAACGCGAGCGAAACCGACUAUGGGAACAUGACCUGGAGGUGAACCACAGCUACCCUGCGGUUCCAGGUUUCAAGGAGCUGCCCGAGAGUGGUCGUGGUAAGUUGCCCCCGGGGCCUCGCUUGCGCGCGGUUCCAACGUACCAAGCGGCUGAAGCAGAAACGAUGCUUGGAGAUCCGUUGUUGGUCGGAACCCUGAUGCAAAUCAAGCUGGAGGAGUCAGUGCAGCAAAUGACUGUGGCACUUUACGCCAAUGGCUUUACCAUGCAAUCGAUCUCAGGUGGGAAGACCACGAACCGCGCAUGGUCGCCCUUCUCGUUGGUGGAGAAAUGUCAGGUGAAGACCUUACAGCAUUCGGCCUACUGGGCAGUGUUUAAGCUCACGGUCUUCCGUGCUGGAGGUCAUGAUUUGUGUUUGUACUUCGCUUGCACUGGCGGCAACGCCUAUAAGGAGCGAGACCAAUGGGUCGAAAAGAUUGGAUACCUCGUCUCCAAGGUGACACAAUCCUUGUAUCCCACAUCCGAUCUGCAGGUGCAGCCCCUGCCCGGCAACGAAGCCACCCGGACGCGGAUCUUGGCCGGUUUCCUUCUGCACGGUUCGGCCAUGGACACCUGCCAGCUGGUCUAUGCAGAGCUCCAUGCGUACUCGGGAGGGGAGUCCAAGAUGACCUUAUACCGCGAUGCCUGGUGCGACCGCGAGCUCUCGACCGUGGCGCUGUCAGAGUCCACCACCGUCUCCACUCGCUCGGGCGUGUACUGCAACGUCUUUGGCAUCGACCAUCAUCGUUUCUGCGCUCGCAACGCGGACGAGAAGGACUUGUGGCUCCGCGCCGUGAGCAACGUGAAGGUGAAGUUGAUGUUUGAAGCACCAGAUCCCACCAUCGAGGAGAUCUGGAUCUUUCGGCAGUCGGUGCAGGAAAGAGUGGCCUUGAUUGGCAAUGCCAAAGAUCCUGAAUCCAAAGCGUUGCUGUUGGAGGUCACCAACAAACCGCCCCGCAGCCCCACUGGAGAUGCCAUGGAUCCAGCGCCCAUCGAGGAUCCAACUCCGAUGAUGCAAGCGUCAGGCGGUUCCGGCGAUGUGGCCGCCGGCCCCGCUGGCCCUGCUGAGUCCAUACUGCCGGGGUCCACCGAGGUGAAGACACCUCUGGAGGCACCGGACCCGGCCGUGUCGUCAUAA
Molecule: messenger RNA, 1797 nt
Organism: Cladocopium goreaui
Lineage: Eukaryota; Dinophyceae; Suessiales; Symbiodiniaceae
Source: the annotation of a GenBank genome assembly